AUGGUGAACGUGAAAAAAGGCGUGUUGAUCCGAUGCGAUCCAGCAAUGCGCCAACUUUUGGCGCAUUUGGACGAAUCGCGAGCGCUCGAUUCCAAGUUCAUUGUGAAGGAGCUCGAUGAGACGCAUAUUUUUGUGGACAAAGAAAUCAUACCGGUGCUCGAGCAGAAGUUGGACCAAUUUAUGGAAGCAAUGGCACCGGACCUGAUCGAAAAAUAA
Molecule: messenger RNA, 216 nt
Organism: Gongylonema pulchrum
Lineage: Eukaryota; Metazoa; Nematoda; Chromadorea; Rhabditida; Gongylonematidae
Source: the annotation of a GenBank genome assembly